This is a messenger RNA of Polychytrium aggregatum, 1623 nucleotides long. RefSeq names its product growth-arrest-specific micro-tubule binding-domain-containing protein. Gene Ontology annotation, biological process: cell motility. The record is from RefSeq and is a predicted model, not a curated record. Lineage: Eukaryota; Fungi; Chytridiomycota; Chytridiomycetes; Polychytriales. The transcript is spliced from 6 exons. Gene Ontology annotation, cellular component: Golgi apparatus; microtubule; motile cilium. Bases 1 to 1623 code for a protein of 540 amino acids. Gene Ontology annotation, molecular function: microtubule binding; small GTPase binding.
AUGCCAACGAUACUGGGGCGUGGUUGGCUUGUCAUCACCAUCACCACCAUCAUCGUCAUUAUCAUCAUCAUCGUCACCAUCAUCAUUAUCAUCAUCGCCAUCAUCGCCAAACUGGCGCCCGGCGAAAAGACCAAGGAGGAACUGGAGGCCGAGAUCAAGAAAAUCAUGGACGAGCUCGCUUCCGAGCGCGAAGAGAGAAACUACUUUCAGCUGGAAAGGGAUAAAAUCAGUCAGUUCUGGGAGAUCUCCAAGAAUGAGCUGACCGAGUCCAAGAACGAGCUGCUGAACAAGGACAGGGAGCUGGAAGAGUUGGAAGAAAAGCACCAAGUCGAAAUCAAGGUCUACAAGCAAAAAAUCAAGCAUUUGCUGUACGAGUAUCAGAACAAUGUAGCGCAUCUGCAGGUCGACUCUGAGCGAGCGCUGCAGGUGGAGCAGGAGGAGCACAUUGCCCGCGAGCAGCAGCUCAAGCGCGACAAGCGUAGUCUCAAGCUCGAGCUCAAGGAGUUUGAGCUCUCGCACGAGGACAUCAUCAAAAAUCUCAAGAACAAACACGACCAGGAGAUCACCAAGCUGCGAGCGGACUACGAGCAGCGGGCGCGCGAGCUCCAUGCAAAGUACGAGAAGCAGAUGAAGGUCAUCCGCGAGGAUCUCGACACCAAGCGCAAAAACGAGAUCCACGAGAUCGAGGAGCGCAAGAAUGGCCAAAUCAACGCUCUCAUGAAGAACCACGACAAGGGCUUUACCGAGAUCAAAAACUACUACAACGACAUCACGCUGAACAACCUGGCCCUUAUCAACUCGCUCAAGGAACAAGUCGAGGAGAUGAAGAAGAAGGAAGAGCGGAAUGAAAAGUUGAUGGCCGAUAUCACUUCCGAGAACAAGCGUUUGUCGGAGCCUCUGCAGAUCGCCCUGGCAGAGUGUGACCAGCUCAAGCGAGAACUGGCCCACUACGAGAAGGACAAGAUGUCGCUACAGAACAGCAAGGCGCGACUCAAGGUCCUCGAGGAAAAGCACAAGCAGCUGCUGUGGGAGCACGAGGUGCUGGAGCAGCGGUUUGCCCAGGUGCAAAAAGAGCGGGACGAGCUGUACGAGAACUUUGUCGACCGCAUCAUUAGCGUGCAGCAAAAGACUGGCUUCAAGAACCUGAUCCUCGAGAAGAAGGUCGAUAGUCUGAAGGAUAAUCUCGAGAAAAAGGAGCUUCAGCUCAACGAGAUUCUCAAGGCCACCAAUCUGGAUCCGAUCACCCUGAACAACCUCACGAAGCGGCUGGAGGAGGUCCUGGAGAAUAAGAACCAGCUCAUCAAAGAGCUGCAAUAUGAUCUGUCCAAGGUCACCAAGGCAAGUGUCCAGGGCUUUGACAGGAGCGGCCCGUUCCUUGUUGGACACGGCAACUCCUGGAUAUCACGAGGCUGUGUCUUGUCCAUCCCGCUGACGUUUCCAUCUCUGCAACAUUGCUGCAUGGUUCGGGGACUGCACCAGGCUCACAACGACAUGAUUCGCGUCUACGAGGCAAAGCUGACCGAGUUCACGAUCCCGCUGGAGGAGCUGGGAUUCAAGCCACUCGUGAUCGGCGCCAAGACAACGACCAACCCAGCGGGCCUGGUUGCCGCUCCUCCGACGUAG